Molecule: messenger RNA, 561 nt
Organism: Colletotrichum graminicola M1.001
Lineage: Eukaryota; Fungi; Ascomycota; Sordariomycetes; Glomerellales; Glomerellaceae
Product: Ras family protein
Exons: 4
Coding region: 1-561 (186 amino acids)
Biological process (GO): small GTPase-mediated signal transduction
Cellular component (GO): plasma membrane
Molecular function (GO): GDP binding; GTPase activity; GTP binding
Source: RefSeq, a predicted model, not a curated record
AUGCCGGCACCAAAGAACAGGAAGGUGGCCAUCGUUGGCAGUCGGUCAGUCGGCAAAUCAUCGCUUGCAGUCCGCUUUGUAGACGGACACUUCGUCGACAGCUACUACCCCACCAUUGAGAAUACUUUCAGCAAAACCAUCCGGUAUAAGGGCCAGGAGUUUGCGACCGAGAUUGUCGACACAGCUGGCCAAGAUGAAUACAGCAUUCUGAACUCAAAGCACUUUAUCGGCAUCCAUGGCUAUAUGCUGGUCUACUCGGUGUCGUCCUUGCCCUCCUUCGAGAUGGUGCAGGUCAUCCGAGAGAAGAUUCUCAACCAUCUUGGCACCGAGUCGGUCCCCAUCGUCAUCGUUGGAAACAAGAGCGACCUCCGUCCUGAACAGCGACAGGUCAGCGCUGAGGAGGGCAAGAGGGUGGCGGAGAAGAUCCAGUGUGGCUGGACUGAGGCGAGCGCACGAUACAACGAGAAUGUAGGAAAAGCCUUUGAGUUGUUGAUUGCCGAGAUUGAAAAGGCCCAGAAUCCAGGCGAGGCGGCCGAAGGAGGCAAAUGCAUUCUCAUGUAG